GUAUAAAUAUAAUAAAAUAAUUUUUUUUACAUAGAGAGGAUGUAUGUAUUAAGUUUUGAUAUCAUAACACAAAGUGAUUAUUUUAUCCAGAAUGUAGCAUGUGAUUAACAAGUCAUUUAUAUAGUAAAAGAAUUUCCGCUUUUUAUUUCUUGUGCGUUUCUCUGUUCUAAAUGUUUCUUCUACCAUGCACGCAGUUUCAAGUAAAAUAAAUGAGUAAUUGCUGAUCUGUGCAACCUAAUGACACAAUUGUCUUGAAUCCGCCAAAAUAGCCGUAUUGUGAAAUGAUUAUUCGAAAAACAAUCUUGCUCAUCAAGAAAUCAGUUUAGCGGAGAAACAUGACCGAAAUAUUUCCUUUAUAUUUUUCAAAGUAACUUCUCUUAAAAUGCCUGCAAUGGCACAGAAUACAUAUAUAAUUGAUGAUGAUAAAACGACUCAAUUGAUUAGAUGUUUUAAUACAUGGCGAGACGCCGCCUGAGCACGUGAUAUAUAUUAAGCACGUGAAAAAUGGUGUGAUCAAGCCUGGUCAGCCGGUUUAUGCACAGGAGCGAUUAUCGCUAAAUAUCGGAGCGAUAUCGGCAAUAAAUACUCGCAAUACCGAUUCUGCGGUACGUGCCGUAAUACAGAUUUGCGCAAACUUGCGUUCUCCCCUUCCGCUGCUACCGCGAUUGGCAGAGAUAUCAGGUCGCUCGCGACUCGAGGAUGAAUAUCUUCUUAUCAGAGCAGCAUGCGCAUAUGACGACAGAAAAAUAAGCGGCAAGCUGACCCGUUAACAUUCCCUCAGUUUCACGCUGGAAUUCUCGGUGAUAAUUAGUCCACGUCAUUCAGUAUAGCUUCAGUCGCGUGGUCGCGAGGUCGCGAACGAAGUUCUGUCAUUGACGGCGAUCCAGAAGAGGCGAGAUAAAGGCUGCCACUACCAUUGCCACCGCCGCCUCCGGUUGACGUCUCUAUUCUUCGCCGCGCGCCGACCAAGAAGGCAGUCCAGAGAGCAGUUCAAGCGAUGUGUCAUUGAAUUUUGAAUCAUUCCUCAUAGCGAUCGGCGGAUCGGUCUGACACGCUGCUCCGCUUACGUCGUCUCGGCCUCGGCACGGGAAAGGAACAAGGAUGGCACAGGGAAAGGAAGCACAAGCAGCCGGGAAAAUCGAGCUGAAGAGAGAACUGGGACUCUUCAGCGCGGUCAGCAUCAUCCUAGCGGUGAUGAUAGGCUCCGGCAUCUUUGUGUCACCGACCAGCGCUCUUGAGCGAUCAGGAUCCGUCGGAUUUUGCCUGAUCGUUUGGGCCAGCUGCGGCCUGCUGUCCCUUUUGGGCGCGCUCGCCUUCGCCGAGCUGAGCACGGUGGUGCCACGUUCCGGCGCGGAAUAUGCGUACUUCAUCGAGGCUUUCGGGCCGCUGCACUCUUACGCUGGUCAAAUACCGGCGUUCACCUGCUCCUGGAUCUACGUGAUGCUGCUGCGACCGGCGGAAGUGGCGGUGAUCAUACUGACCUUCGCGGAAUACAGCGUGCAGCCGUUUUCCGGCUAUCUGCAGGACCUACCCGCCGACUCUAUGGCGAUCCUGAAGAAACUCAUAGCCAUCCUGGCGUUGGGCCUGAUAACGUACAUCAAUCUCAUCAGCGUGAAGCUCUACGUGAAGGUGCAGAACGUGUUCACCGUGUGCAAAGUGCUCGCUUGCGUCGUCGUGAUCAUCGGCGGGAUAUGUUGGCUGAGCGCGGGUCACGUGGAGCUGCUCAAGGAUCCGUUUCGCGGCACCACCACGUCGAUCGGUAGCGUGGCCUUGGCCUUCUACAGCGGUCUCUGGGCGUACGACGGCUGGAGCUCGGCCGCGAUCGUCACUGAAGAAAUCCAGAAGCCGGAGGUCAACAUCCUCAGGAGCAUUCUCAUCGCUGUGCCGACCAUCACAUUCCUCUACGUGUGCAUGAACCUGAUGUACAUGGCGGCACUGACGAUGCCAGAGAUGGUGAGCGCGCCGGCGGUGGCAGUCCUCUGGGCAGACCGAGUCCUGCCAGCCUGGAUGGGCUUCGCGAUCCCGCUCGGUGUCGCAUUAUCGACCUUCGGGUGUGCCUUGAGCGUGCAGUUCGGCGUGUCCCGAUUGUGCUUCGUCGCGGGCCGAGAGGGCCACGUGCCGCGCGUCUUCAGCUACGUGCACGUCGAGAAGAUGACACCGGCGGCGGCGGUGGCCUUCCAGGGCGCGCUCUCGUUAAUAUGCCUGCUGCUCGGCAACAUAAUCGCCCUGAUCGAGUUCGCCAGUUUCCUCACGUGGGUGUUCUACGGAUUAGCCAUGAUCUCGCUCAUAAUCAUGCGGCGAACAAAACCAAACGCUCCUAGACCGUACGCCGUGCCCAUCGUGGUACCCUGGCUGGUGCUGUGCGUCUCCAUCUUCCUCGCGGUGUUGCCCAUUAUUCAUGAACCGUCGGUGAAGUACCUCCUCGCAGUUGCAUUCAUCCUGUGCGGUGUUGUCGUGUACCACGUUUUUGUGUACAGGAAGAUAAGGAGCUCUUUGUCGGCCAAGCUGACAUACUUCGUACAAGCGCUGUGCCUAGUUGUUGCACCAGACAAACAGGAAGACUGACAGAUCAUCUUUGGUCCACUAUCAGUGUACAUAAAUGUGUGGUGUACUAAUUUGCUCAUGUGCCUGAAAACGCAUUUUUUACGAACAUUUUUGUCAGAAAUAUUGACGUUACAUUGUGUAGCUCUUUUUUAUCGUCCAAAAUGAGUUACAAGUUCAGCCUUUUAUGUGAUAAUUAAAUAUAUAAAUAAGAAUAAUAAGCUCUAUACUAUGUAAAAUAAUUAAAGAAUGUUUACGAAUAGGUUUUUAUAUUUUAAGACUUUAUAUAUUAAAACAUUUUGUAUAUUAUGUAUCAUAAGAAAAUAUCAAUUUAUAUGAGUAAUACAAUGUUCUCAUGAAAGAUGUAAAUAUUUCAGACAGAUAACAUUUUGCAUAUUUGUGCGAUUCCGUAAUAUUUGUCAGAUAUUAUAAUUACAAAAUGUAAAUAAUAUGUUGACAAGUAUUAGAAAUAUAUAAAUACAGUCUCGAUAUAAUAAAUGUCGGCGUAUAAUAAAUGAUAAAAAUUAUGUUAAUUGUAAUAUAUUAUACUACAUUAUCAUGUACAACGUCACGCAUUUAUUAUAUCUAAUAAUAUGCAAUAUUAUUAGAUAAUAUCUGAUAAUAUUUGAGAAAAAUUUGAGAAUCCUAGUUAAACAAUUCUUGCGAUAAUUGUUUCGAUAGUAAUAAACAUAAGUGUAGCUACUCGUAUGUUUAUAUAAUUAAUGAUAUUUUCCUGUAUAAAUAAGCUAACCAAAAUAAAAUUCACAUAAUUUCUUUUACAUUA
This is a messenger RNA of Ooceraea biroi (clonal raider ant), 3325 nucleotides long. RefSeq names its product b(0,+)-type amino acid transporter 1. Gene Ontology annotation, cellular component: membrane. Gene Ontology annotation, molecular function: L-amino acid transmembrane transporter activity. Gene Ontology annotation, biological process: amino acid transmembrane transport. The record is from RefSeq and is a predicted model, not a curated record. Lineage: Eukaryota; Metazoa; Arthropoda; Insecta; Hymenoptera; Formicidae.